Messenger RNA from Symbiodinium sp. CCMP2592, 6300 nucleotides. The record is from the annotation of a GenBank genome assembly. Lineage: Eukaryota; Dinophyceae; Suessiales; Symbiodiniaceae.
AUGUCUGCACAUGGAAGUCCGGUGUCACAGCCACCGAAUGUGCCGUUGGAUGAUGAUGAUGACGACCUUAGAGAUCCGCAGGUUGCUUCGUCUUCGCAGGUGCCAGGGUUCCCUGCAAGUCCCCUCCCACAGGCUCCAGGGCCGCAGCUUGCCGACAUGCAGGCUAUGCAGACGAUGGUGAUGUCGCUUGCUCAGACUGCGCAACAGACUCUGAUGAUGGUUUCUCAGCAGAGCGCAGCAGCCAACAAGCCAUCUCCUGACAAUAGUGGGGGUUUUACUUUAGCCAACAAGGUUCUCAAGUAUCCCGAGCCGUUUGGCACUGAGAAUGCCGAUCAGGAUGCGCUGGGCUGGCUAGCCUGGUCCACCAGUUUCCGUAACUGGGUUACUUUUGCAGAGCCUGCUUAUGAGAGCGAUCUGGCAGAAGUAGAGCAGCGCCUGACUGAAGUGCCUCACAUUGCCAACAUGCCCCCUGUGUGUCUUGAGAGGGCGCGGAAGCUGUAUGUGAUUUUAGGUUCUGUCUUGAAGGGAAGGCCGCUUGCAAUACACCACGGCAUUGAAGACCGCAAUGGGUUCGAAUGCUGGCGGCAGUUGACCUGUCAAUUUAGCCCGAGGACGCGUUCCAGGUCGCUCGCGCUGCUGAGUGCAGUGAUGGGGCUUCCAGCAUUCACACGUGACCGUACGAUGUGUGAGCAACUCAGCAGCUUCGAGCGGUUGAUCGCCGAGUAUGAAAAGGCCUCCGGCAAUGCGCUUCCUGGUGAUGUCAAGCUGUCAGUUGUGCUUAGAGCCAUCCCCAAAGCCCUGCAAUCCCACGUGCGCUUGAGAAUGGACGCUUCUACGAGUUAUGAGGACGUAAAGAACCUUGUGCUGUCAUACGAAGUAAGUACCACGAACUGGAGUGCCGCGCGAGUGCAGCAGGAGCUCGGCCUUGUUAGUCCCAAUAAGGGCAGUGUUUCCAUGGAAGUGGAUCAAGAUGGUUCCGCCUCCCCCGAUGCCGAAUGCCAUUAUUGCCACAAGAAAGGGCACUACAAGAGGGAUUGCCGCAAGUACAAGGCUGACCUUGCGUCCGGCAAGGUACGUGCAAUCACUGAGGAUGAUGCUGCUACUGGCGAUCAAGGAUCACCGUCGCCCAAGGCAGCCGCCAAAGCAGCUGUGAAGCGCAUCAUGUUUGACAUUCGUGCUGUGCCUGGCGAUGCCGCCUCCCACUCAAGUGUCAGAGCGAUUCGUUGUGCAGUUUCGGAUAAGCCAUGCCAGUCAGAUCCGUUUGCAGUUUCGAAUGAGCCGUGCCAGUCAGAUCCGUUUGCGGUUUCGGAUGAGCCGUGCCAGUCAGAUCCUUGUGCAGUUUCGGAUGAGCCGUGCCAGUCAGAUCCUCGUGCAGUUUCGGAUGAGCCGUGCCAGUCAGAUCUGUCCGUAGGCCGCAAUGAUCACACCAGCUGUCCUGCAGAGUUCGACAUAGCUAGCAGUGAUCACGAUAGCGAUUGGGAUCUCAGCCCUGUUUCGUCACCCAUGCGUGUAGCUGCGGUCAGCCGUCACAGCUAUGAACAGCAGUUGGAAAUCUGUGUUGACACAGCCGCCGAUGAGUCAUGCCUGCCUCUUGACUUCGUGUGUGUUGGGUCCCAUGCGUCAGGUGAGCCGCCGCUUGUUGAUUGCCAGGGCAACACGAUUCAUACCAAGGGGAGUCGCCUGGCCACUUUGGAGGCUUCUGGGGUCGAGCUGAAGGAGCGCUGGGUUGUGUCGCCGGUGUCUCAGCCAAUCCUAGCCACGGGCAAAUUGCUCAAGCAGGGCUGGAGGUUUCUUGACUUCGAUGAUCUUGGAAUGUGCCUGACCAGCCCGUGUCAUGGAGCGCGGAUUCCUGUGGGUUUCAGUAACAACACGCUUGUGUGCAAGGGCGUUAUACGCUCGAUCCAUGAGCCACCGCCCGCUGAAGUUCGUGCUAUCAAGGUGCGCUUGACAGGCUUGCUCGACCGCCUUAUUCGCAGCACAGACUUCUUUCAGGAGAUUGCCCCAGGUGUGCAUGCCACGAGCCUUACCUCGAAGCAUCUUGUUGAUCUGAGCCUGUAUCUCCCUUACGAGGGUCUCGCCUACCGCACCACCUUGCUCAAGAUAGAUGGGGAUUGGGUUCUUUCCGAGCUUUCCUCUUCAAUCGCCGACCUUGGCGAAGACCUGACCACUCAGGUUGCAGAUCAGGAGGUGGAGAUGAUCGUGUUCGGCCACCUGGAGCCGCUGGCACCCAGUGACCUUGGUUUCGCGACUGACGUGCCAAUUCUUGAUGCGCCGGCGCCUGCGCCUCCAGAGUCUUCAGCAGAUCCUGUGUUUGAGAAUUUCUUCGGUGAGGCGGUACAGGAGGCAGAUGUUGAGCUAGGCGGCGGGGCUGAUGCUGAGUCGGCCGGCGGGGCUGCAGUUGAAGCAGCCGGCGGGGGCGAUGCACGCGAUGGUGCCCUUGAUGAUGCUGUGAUGCAAGGGGCACUCGCUGAUGAACGCGAAGCACAGCCCGACAAGAUUGUCGUUGAUGAUGUUGAGCUGAGUCUUGAUAGCACCUUGUCGGUGCUCCGCCGUGCGUGCCAAAGCCUUGGUGUUGGGAAAUCAGGUUCAAAGGCUGUGGUAUUCCGUAGGUUGUGCAACCAGCUUGACCGCCUUAAGCUGAUCGAGGCUAGUCGUGCUGCUGAAGUUCCGAAUGCACCGGUGCCCAAUGUGCCGUCGGCUCCGAAGGAGCCCACACCAGAGCAACGACGGGCCCACGAGGCUGUGCAUGCACCAUAUGAGCCCUGGUGCCAACACUGCGUGGCCUUUAAAGCCAGAGACGACAUGCACAAGCCUGCUAACGCCGACCGCAAAUUCCCUGUGAUAUCCUUCGAUUAUGGGUUCAGCGGCCGAUCGGAGGAGGAUGGCCCUCACAACAAGUUAGCCUUUCUGUGUCUGCACGAUUCGGAGAGCGGGUGGCGAGAAGCCAUCCCGGUGCCAGGCAAAGCAGGCGUGCAUGAUGGGAUCAAUGUCAUCAGCUAUCUUGCUGCUGAGAUUUGCAGGCUGCAUAGCAUGCUUGGCUACUCCAAGGUUGUGCUUCAAUGCGAUCCUGAGCCCACAUGCCUCAAACUACGUAAUGAGGUGAGGCGCAUGCGGCUACAGCUGGGUUUGCAAACUGAUGUGCAGCAGUCACCUGAAGAAAGUCAUCAAUCCAACGGAGGUGCCGAGGUUGCAGUACAAAUGCUGCGGCAACAGUGCAACACUCUGCUCUCGAUGUACGAAGCAGAGACCAAGCUUCAAGUUGCAACGGCCCACGCUCUUCACCCGUGGUGCCUUCGGCAUGCUUCUUGGAUCCUGAACAGAUUUGUGCUGCGACCCGGAGGGCUCACUCCUUUCGAGAUCAUACAUGGUCGUCCUUACAAGGGCGAGGUGAUACCGUUUGGCGAAACCGUGAUGGGAUUGGUCUCUCCCGGGCCCAAGGGCAAACCUCGGUUCAUCCAAGCCAUCAUGCUUGGAAAGUGCACACCGAAUGAUGAGUUCAUCUUGUGCUCUGGAGCAGGCAAGCUCAUGCUGGCUCGCACCCGGCUCGCCACUGGCUUUUCUCCAGCCUUGCACGACUGUGUCCGUGAUCCUCCUUGGCGCCACCCCGGGUUUGUAGCGGGUUCCUUAGGUAGGUCCCGAGCCCAACGCAAGCCGAAGGUCAUUCCGGCUGGUGGUGACGCAAGGUUGGUAGUUGAGGAUCAGCUUGGUGGGGUUUCCGACUUGCUAGGUGAGCUUGCGCCUGCCGCUUCUGAUCCUGAGAGUUCUUCGCAGAUGAGUGAGGAUGACCCUGAUGGUCACCGUUCCGGUGAGGCUGCUGCUCCCGACCCUGACAGCAGUACCGCUGUGAGUCUCCCGUUGCAGCCUGGUGCUCCCGUUGAACCGCCGGCCGUUACAGCAAGUGAUCCUUUGUUGCAAAGUAGUGCCAGCUCUGCUGGGCCUAUGCCAGUUGACCCUGUCAGCUCAGUCGCGAGGGAACGCCCCAGGCCGGCAGGCGAGGAAGGCGCUCCAGGUCCUGAGCCCAGGCGUGCAAGGAUUGCAGCCGCAACUGUGUGCGGAGUUGAGUACCACCACGCCGAUGAGGAUCCUGACCUUGCAUUCUCCCCGGCGGACAUCGAAAGCAUCAAUGAGCUUGACGGUCUGUGUUCAGAUGAUGAAGACGAGGAGGGUGAGCAAGGCCUUGUCCCUCCUGAUGAGCUUUAUCGGCCCUUCUCAUCACAUGAGAUCUCGGUUAGAUAUGCUCUGUUGUCCUGUGACAUAUCUGACGCUUACUUAACUUGCGAGCAGCCAUGCCCGACCGUGGUAACACUCCACGGCACCACGUACCGCUUGGCAUUUAUGCUACCGGGGCAACGAGACGGGUCAGCGGUUUGGUUUGCCACCUUCGCCAAGUAUCUGGUUUCGGAGGGCGGAGUUUCGUUGUGGCCUGGAUGCGAGGCGCUGUUUGCUCUGCGUAACCACUCCGGCGGAGGACUCCUCCAUGUAGACGACUUGUUGGGGUCAGGUGAAUAUGCUGAGCUGCAAAGACUUGCGCAGAUCAUAGAGUCAAAGUAUAAGUGCACUCUUGAGUGGCUUGUUCGCGAAGGCGACAGCUUGCACUUCUUGAAGCGCAAACACACUUUGGCCCGCCAGGAUCUCCUCUGCAUCCAGAAGGCUGACAAGCACAUCAUGAAACUUGUUGAGCUUUUGCAGCUUGAGCCGAAGCCCACCCCGUUGCCUCUGCAAACGCUUGACUUGUCCAGGUCAGACCCUCUUCCAGAGGACCAGAUGUCGAUCUACAGAUCGUGCAUCGGGAUACUGAUGUAUAUCUCUGCAGACACUGCCGACAUGCAACAUUCCAUUCGAAUGCUCUCCCAGCACCUUGCAUGCCCAACCGAGGCUUGCAUGAAGGCCCUCAAACACCUGGUUAGAUAUGCCAAGUCAGCCAACUGGGCUUCAGAUCACGCCACACGCCGUAGCGCGAGUGCCGGUGCUUUGUACAUGAAUGGGAAUGCAAUCUAUACGGCGAGCCGCACACAGCGGGUCGUAGCUAUGUCAAGCUGCGAGUCAGAGCUCAAUGCCCUUGUGUCCUUUGCAGUGUAUGUGAAACAAGCCCUUCGGUUCGUUGAUGGAGUCACUCCCGAAUGCCAUGCCUUCAGCGACUCCUCCUCCGCUCGUGCGGUUGUGAACAAGCAAGGGCUUUCCAAGCUCAAACACGUUGAGAUCAGAUUGCUAUGGGUUCAACAGGCCUUGAAGGAUGGUGCUUUCAAGCUCCACCCGGUCGGCACUCUUGACAACUCUUCGGACCUGAUGACAAAAGCGCUUAAGCGUGAGCGGAUGCUGUAUUUGAUGUAUCUCUUGAACAUCAGGGACGGCGAUGCUCAGUUCAAUCGUGUCGGCGAGGCCCAGGCUGUCGCGCGUGACAACAAUCUGUCCUUGAAGCUCGCAGUCAAAGCAGUGAAGGCAUUCAAGGGACCACAGCAACGGGUGCAUGCGCUCCUGCAAGCGCUGACCUUCAUGUCCUUGAUUGAUGCCAACCAGGCAUGCAUGCUUGACUCCGUGAGCCAUCCGCAUGUGCUUGAAAGCGCCUUGAGCGGUUGCGGCCUCAUCCUUGUGUGCGCCGGAUGCUUUACAGUGCUAUGCAUGAGCCUGCAGGGCUGCCAAGCCGAGAUUGCAGAUGAGCUCCCCGAGCCCUGGGUUGUAUGGUUCACCCUAAUCAUAGGACUCUUCAUAGGUCUAGGGUUUUGGUUUGUGUUGCUAGGUGCCGAGCCGCAGCCACAGAUGCCUUGUGAACCCGACGACGCCACCACACCUGCUUGUGACGACGACGCGUCGACCUUGAGCGAUGACAUUCCUGCAGAAGGUGAACCUGCGCCAACGCCUGAUGUGACCAGAGCAUCUUCUGAUGAGCCACUGUCAGAACCGACGGAAAGUGGUGAUGGCGCAGGCGACGGCAACAGCCACCCUGCUUCACCCAUUGCCCAUGAUCCGAUCGUCGAGCCCGAGAAUCACGCCUUGGCAGCAGUGCCGAUCACAGUUGUUGAUCCUCCUGGAUUCCCUGCUGCUGUCGAUCAGCUGCUUGUGUAUCAUGCGCCGAUCUCUGGGCGCAGAUGGCAUGUGUUCCGAGGGUGUUGGGGUUUGAGCAGAGCUGCUGUCAUUGCUGAGGAAGAGCUUGGUGUGCUUUUGCGACGUGAUCCCGGAACCACGAUGUGCUUGAUCUGCAUGAACCGAGUUCGCAAUGACUUGCGAUUCCCAAUGCUUCGGAUUACCGAUGGAGCCGACGACCCACACCGUGAACACCCCGAACCUGAGCCUUUCCAGUAG